Molecule: messenger RNA, 2445 nt
Organism: Xenopus laevis (African clawed frog)
Lineage: Eukaryota; Metazoa; Chordata; Amphibia; Anura; Pipidae
Product: 1,25-dihydroxyvitamin D(3) 24-hydroxylase, mitochondrial
Exons: 12
Coding region: 20-1552 (510 amino acids)
Source: RefSeq, a predicted model, not a curated record
UGAAAGAUUUCUUUAAACAAUGAAUCUUUACUUACCUUCACUGUUACCUGGCAGACUUUCUUUAAAGACUACUCUUAUAUCUCACUUUGUACAUUAUCACACACCUUCUGAAUGUCUUACCUUACCAAGACAACCCUUGCCUUUCUGCUCUCUCCCAGGUCCUGUUGAUUAUCCUGGAAUUGGAAGUAUUCUGAAUAUUCUGUGGAAUGGAGGAUUAAAAAACCAGCAUGAAAUCAUGUUCAAAUAUCACAAGAAGUUUGGAAAAAUAUUUAAAAUGAAUCUUGGAUUUUUUAAAUCAGUGCAAAUUGGAGAUCCAACUAUGCUAGAAACAUUUUUAAGAAAAGAAAGUAUUUAUCCAAAAAGAAUGGAGAUAAAACCCUGGAAAAUGUACAGAGAUUACAGAGAAGAAGCAUGUGGUCUACUUAUACUUGAUGGGCAAGAAUGGUUUAAGAUGCGCCGAGCAACACAAACAAAACUUAUGAAACCUAAGGAAGUAUUUCAAAUGGAUAUGAAAAUCAAUGAGGUCAUGGCAGAUUUUAUAACGUACAUUGAUAACAAAUGUGAUGAAACAGGAAGUGUUGCUGAUUUAUAUGCUGAGCUAAAUAAAUUGUCUUAUGAAACCAUCUGCUAUGUCUUGUACAAUGAAAGAUCUGGGCUUCUGCAACAAACUUGUAAAGAAGAGGCUUUUCUUUUCAUAAAAUCUGUAAAAGAGAUGAUGUACUACUUGGGACCCCUGAUUGUCACUUCUGCAGAACUCCACAAAAAAUUCAAUUCAAGGCAAUGGCAAAAUCAUACAAAAGCUUGGGAUAAUAUAUUCCUGACAGUAAAACAUUGUAUUGAUAAAAGCCUUGAACAGAGUUCCACUGGAAAAAGAAAUGAUUUACUUAGUGUAAUUUGUUCUGACAAUUUGCUGACGAAAAAACAGUUGUACGGUAUCUUCGCCGAACUUCAAAUUGGAGGGGUAGAAACUACAGCAAAUUCUCUAUUGUGGAUAAUGCUCCAUCUUUCAAGAAACAAGGAUGUUCAACAACAUCUUCUUCAAGAAAUUCAGAGCAAAUGCCCUUCAAAUCAGGCACCAACUGCAUCUAUGUUGCAAAGCAUGCCCUAUCUGAAGUCUUGUAUAAAAGAAUCGAUGAGAUUAACCCCUACGGUUCCCUUUACGAGUCGGACAUUGGAGGAAGAUACAAACUUUGGAGGAUAUCUAAUUCCUCAGGGGACUAUUGCAAUGAUUAACUUUCACGCAAUGACAUGGAAUGAUGAAUUUUUUCCUGAUGCUCGAGAAUAUAAACCAGAAAGGUGGAUGAAAGACAAGCACUCCAUUAACCCAUUUGCACACACCCCAUUCGGAAUAGGAAAAAGAAUGUGUAUUGGGAGAAGACUUGCAGAGCUGCAGCUUCAGUUGGCUCUGUGCUGGUUAGUACAGAAUUUCCAAAUUGAUUCAAGUGAUAAAGAACCAGUGAAAGCCAUUGUCUCUGGGCUGAUGAUUCCAACAAGGAAAUUGCCUGUCUCUUUAAAAAAGCGAGACCGUUUUCAGGAGAACUACACCCAAUGAUCUUGAUAUGGUGAAGCGUUCCUACGAUAUAAAAAUAACUUUGGCUUGGGAAAUCUACUUGCCUUGCAACAAUGAUAACACAAAAAAUGUCUCAAGAGAAGAAUUAAACUGAUUUUUUUUGUAGGAAUGUGAGCUAUUAACAAUAUAACAGUUGGAUACAUUCAAUAUAUUGCCUUUUACAGUUACAGGAAACAAUGGAAAGCACAUGGAAUUAAGAUUUAAAUAUAGAGCUGGAAUCUUCGGCUCUAACAUUGUUUUACCAAUGUUUCCAUAUAGGAGUGCAUACUCAGUUGACUCAGCAGGAAUUCUUCUUAUUUACUGUAUGUGAUGACCAACUGACUGUUCCAUGUUGUUCCCUCUGUGGAAAAGCCAUGGGCAUAUUGAUUGCAAAAUGUCAUUUCUAGAUGUUUAAGCAAAUUAAUAUAGCAAAAUGCUCACAUUAUAUGAAUUUAAUGAAUUACUUAUGUGUCUAUGUAUAUAUUGUAUUAUGUACUAGCCACUGUAGUUAGUGUGAAGCCAGCACACUAUUUAUAUAGAGUAUUCCAGUAUGUUGAAUGUGUGUAACUUUAGAAGUACUUACAAAGUAUCUUUCUACAUCAGGUAAUCAGCUAAAAAUAAUGUACAUAUAAAUAAUUCAGGCCAUGACAUGGAAUUGUAUUUCCUUUUUUAUAUGUAUAAAUAAUAUAGUGAUCUACAACCACUGAAAUAACCACAAAUGGUACAUAAAGUAGCUUUUACUAUAGGGAAACUUUUGGUGGACACCGUUUAGCCUGAUCAUUGUGACUGGUUCCUUUGUGUUGUAUGGAUGACCUCUGAGCUUUUUUGUCCUCUUCCUGUUACAAAACUGUUACUUUUUAAACAAUAUAAAUAAAAUGCUAUAUUUGUUUUUGAAA